GGGAUGGUCCAGGACCCCAAGGGCCCUCUGCCGCAUGGGCUAACCAAGCACCGCCUGCUCGGCCGCCUGCCCGUGAGCGUCAAGAAUCAGAUCGUCGCCCUCAUCGCCGAGUUUGUGGGGACGUUCAUGUUCUUGUUCUUCGCCUUUGGCGGCACGCAGGUGGUCAAUGGCCCUGCCAAUGCCGCCGCAGGCACCGGAGGCAUCACGUACGCGGCCAACGACGCGGCCAAGCUGCUGUACAUCUCGCUGUCGUUUGGCAUGAGCCUAAUGGUCACGGCGUGGGUCUUUUUCCGCAUCUCGGGCGGGCUCUUCAACCCGGCCGUCACGCUCGGGCUGGCUCUUGUUGGUGUCGUCACCCCACUCCGUGCUGUGCUCGUGGCGUGCAGUCAGGUGCUGGGCGGCAUCGCGGCCGCCGCCGUGGUGCAAGGACUGACUCCCGGCAAGCUGAAUGUCAACACCAAGUUGCUCGCCACGGCUAACGACGUCGUCGGCAUGGACCUGGCCCGGGGCUUGUUCAUGGAGAUGUUCAUGACGGCGCAGCUCGUGUUUACCGUUUUUAUGCUGGCAGCUGAGAAGCACAAGGCCACGUUCAUCGCCCCUGUUGGCAUCGGGUUGAGCUUGUUCAUCGCCGAGUUGAUGAGCGUCUACUAUACCGGCGGGAGUCUGAAUCCCGCGAGAUCCUUCGGGCCCAGCGUCAUCCAGGGUUUCAAUAGUGACCACUGGGUGUAUUGGGUCGGUCCGAUCCUUGGGUCUCUGGUCGCAUCAGGAUUCUACGCGCUGGCCAAGGCUAUCAAGUAUGAAACCGUCAAUCCUAACGCGGAUGGCCCAGCAGAUGACGAGUAUCGUGGCGAUCGUAGCAUGUCUUCACCAAUGAAUCCCGGUCUGGAAGCUGGUCUGGGAAGUUGGG
Molecule: messenger RNA, 907 nt
Organism: Microdochium trichocladiopsis
Lineage: Eukaryota; Fungi; Ascomycota; Sordariomycetes; Xylariales; Microdochiaceae
Product: aquaporin-like protein
Exons: 2
Biological process (GO): transmembrane transport
Cellular component (GO): plasma membrane
Molecular function (GO): water channel activity
Source: RefSeq, a predicted model, not a curated record